GCACUCUUUUCUCUAGCUUCUGACUAUACGCACACUGACUUCAGAAUUGUCAGCCAAUUUUUCUGGUUUCAAAUCACAUAAAAUUUUUUGAGGAAAUUCUAUGACUUGGGUUGUCUGUGGUACCCAUUGUAUUCCUUUCGCUCGCACGUGAUUGGUUGGGUUGAUAUCGGCGAUCGGAUGUUUCGGAUAAAAGCACAAACAACCAGGCAAACAACAGUAUGGCGUGCCUGAACCUUGUCAAUACGGCAACGUUUGGUAGAUUUUUCACCCUUAGACUCUUUAACAGACCAUUUGCUCACAGGCAUAUAAAAUCUUUACAGUAUGGUCUCCUAGGAUCAUGCAGAACGCUCUGUGUCAGUUCGACUGGUGUGGAAAAGCUGACACAGAGCUAUAGCCAUGGACUUGCCAGUCACCCUCUCAUCGGAGACACUGUCGGCCAGAGGCUGGAUAAAGUGGCAGAAAGAUUUCCAAACAGAGAGGCUUAUGUGUGCUAUGAGGAUAAGGAGAGAGCUACGUUUGCUGAACUAAGAGAGGAGGCUGAUCAGUUAGCAGCAAGUCUUCUGUCUCUUGGUAUCAAGAGAGGAGAUCGUGUUGGCAUAUGGGGGCCAAACAUGAGAGAGUGGGUUAUCUCACAGUUUGGCACUGCAAGGAUUGGAGUAAUUCUGGUCAAUGUCAACCCUGCUUACCAAGCACCUGAAGCUGAAUAUGCCCUGAAAAAGGUUGGAUGUAAGGGGCUGAUCAUGGCGGACACACACAAGACACAGGACUACUAUAACAUGAUGACACACAUAGCACAUGAGCUGUCAGACUCCUCACCUGGCGAACUCUACAGUAACAGGGUUCCAGAUCUUAGAGUGCUUGUUGUUACCACAAAAGACAAAAACAAAAAAUAUGGAGGUGCAUUCACAUUUGAUGAAUUCAUGAAAAUUGGUGGAGAACACGAGAGGCAACAAAUUCGUAAUAUGCAGAUGGCACUACAGUCAGAUGACCCAAUUAAUAUACAAUUUACCUCCGGCACCACAGGAAACCCAAAAGGAGUAACUCUGACUCAUCACGGGAUUCUGAAUAAUGCUGCUUCUGUUGGAGACAUUCUCAAUUAUGCCGAGUACACACGUGUUUGUAUCCCUGUCCCCCUCUACCAUUGCUUUGGGAUGGUACUUGGAAGCUUUGCAUGUGUCACGCAUGGAAUUACUGCUGUCUACCCAUCUCGAGGGUUUGAUGCUGGCCUCGCAUUAGAUGCAGUACAGAACGAAAAGUGUAAUUCUCUUUAUGGCACACCCACCAUGUUUAUAGACAUGUUGAACCACCCCAAAUUUGAACAGUAUGAUGUAACCAGCUUGCGAACAGGUAUCAUGGCUGGCGCUCCGUGUCCUGUUGAGGUCAUGAAGAAAAUAAUCACUACAUUCCACAUGCCGGAGAUGACAAUAGCAUAUGGGUUAACAGAAACCAGUCCUGUUACCAACCAGACCAGGCGAGACGUCCCAGUAGAUUUGCGCGUUUCUACCGUUGGUACAAUGGCCCCGAAUGUUGAGGCCAAAAUCAUAGACAGUGAACAUGGGAAUGUAGUGCCGAUCAACACUCCUGGCGAAAUCUGUUUCCGUGGCUACAAUGUUAUGCAGGGCUACUGGGAUGAUUAUGAAAAAACAGACGCUGCCAUAGACUCCAAUGGCUGGUUCCACUCCGGGGAUUUAGCGACUAUGGACGAAAACGGUUUUGUUAAAAUAAUUGGAAGAAUUAAGGAUGUGAUUAUUAGAGGCGGAGAGAAUAUAUAUCCCACGGAAGUGGAACAAUUUUUGUACAAACACCCCAAGAUACAAGAUGUUCAGAUUAUCGGUAUUCCUGACGAGCGAUUAGGAGAGGAGGUCUGUGCAUGUAUCAGAUUACACCCAGGCGAGAGCUCAUCUCCAGAGGAAAUAAAAGAAUUUUGUAAAGGACAGAUUGCGCAUUUUAAGAUCCCGAAAUAUAUCAAGUUCACUGAGGAGUAUCCUCUUACUAUCUCAGGAAAGGUGCGCAAGUUCGUGAUGCGGGAACAGAUGAUUCACGAGCUAGGCCUAUGACGAUGGAUAGGCAAUCAGAUAAGAUCGAUAUACUGUACGCAAUAACCCCAUUCAACAGCAGACUCAGGCUGGUUUUCACGCGGCAAAAAGCAUAAACAUAAACAUAAACGCAAAAAUGUGUGAGAGCGCGGAGUGUAAAUAAUAAGCACGAAGCAUGCCUACAGGCAAAAAGCGCAAAACAGCACGUUGAUGUUACUUUUUCCUUUGAUUAUAAUCGUUUAUGUCAGUGCUCUUUUCGCGCGUGCUUAUGCGCAUAUGCUGCUUUGAAAAAGCCCCAGGGGGCCCGGCACCCCCUUCUAGCAGCCAAAAAUACAGUAAAUGUACGAGACUUCAGGUCAGUACACAGGAUUUUUUCUUGUGGGGUGCGGAAUCCGAAAAAGUAGACCUAAUUUUUCCGUGAGGGGGGGGGGGGGGGUGGGUCAUUUGCACCCCUGCCCCCCCCCCCCCCCCCGUACGGGCCUGGACAUUAUCUUAAACACAGGAGACAAUGCCUUGAAAGGGCCUUUUGGCCCCCCUCCUGUUAAAAAUUACGCCACUCAGAAGUCGCCAAAAUUGCACUAAGGGAGCAGGGUGGUUGUUAUCAUUGAGCUAGUUUGGGAUCCCACAAAUUUAAAACAUUUAAAUUAUAGAAAAAAGGGUGUAUAAUAAAUCUCAUCCAGUCUGUGAAA
Molecule: messenger RNA, 2725 nt
Organism: Nematostella vectensis (starlet sea anemone)
Lineage: Eukaryota; Metazoa; Cnidaria; Anthozoa; Actiniaria; Edwardsiidae
Product: medium-chain acyl-CoA ligase ACSF2, mitochondrial-like
Exons: 20
Coding region: 219-2057 (612 amino acids)
Biological process (GO): fatty acid metabolic process
Molecular function (GO): medium-chain fatty acid-CoA ligase activity
Source: RefSeq, a predicted model, not a curated record